Molecule: messenger RNA, 5007 nt
Organism: Limulus polyphemus (Atlantic horseshoe crab)
Lineage: Eukaryota; Metazoa; Arthropoda; Merostomata; Xiphosura; Limulidae
Product: anion exchange protein 2-like
Exons: 18
Coding region: 135-2918 (927 amino acids)
Biological process (GO): monoatomic anion transport; transmembrane transport; regulation of intracellular pH
Cellular component (GO): plasma membrane
Molecular function (GO): solute:inorganic anion antiporter activity; monoatomic anion transmembrane transporter activity
Source: RefSeq, a predicted model, not a curated record
AUGCAACCAUUACACCGGGGGAAACAAGAAUAAUAAACACAGAUUUCCUCGAACAGAUAGCAAAUCAUCGCUAUGACAAUUUCCAUCGUCUGAGGCGGCAUAAAAUUCAAAAGAAGGACUCAGUGUCAUCUUUAAUGCACAUGAGUCGCAAGGAGAGAUUGAGUAAAACAUCUUUAUCCUUCUUUAAUGAAUACUACAGCCAUCAACCACAUAAGGUUUUUGUACAGCUUGACGAACUGGUAUCAAAUGGCAAUCAAUAUUUAGAAUGGAAAGAAACAGCACGAUGGAUUAAGUACGAAGAAAAUUUAGAGGAAGAUGCCAAUAGAUGGAGCAAACCUCACAUCGCACCUUUAUCUUUUCACAGUCUACUGACCUUACGGAAAUGUUUAGAGCAUGGAAUACUAUUGUUAGACCUCGAGGAGAAUGGUCUUCCAGACAUUGCUUACCGAAUCGUGGAAACCGUGGUUCUGAAUGAUCAAGUUAAGCCUGAGCACCAGGCAGAUAUGAUAAGGGUACUCCUUCUUCGUCACAGACAUGUGGACGAACGAAGAUUCACGCCAUUCUUUCGAGGGAAAAAUGUGUCCAGUCUCAGCCAUAUGGAACAAAACAAGUCGGAAGCGUCUGAAACCAAAUGUUCUGUUAUAGAAAGCUCUCAGACCCCUGUAGAAGAGCUGCAAUCAAAUUUACAGUCUGCGUCCACAGAAGUAUUUUCUCGAAAGAAGUCUAACAUCCUCCGACGUAUCCCUGAUGGGGCUGAGGCUACAUCUGUAUUAGUAGGUUCUCUAAACUUUCUGGAACGGCCUGUAGUUGUUUUCGUGAGGUUGGCCAGAGGUCAACUCUUACCAAAUGUCACAGAGGUUUCUAUUCCUGUUAGAUUUCUCUUCAUAUUAUUGGGUCCGACACAAACAGACUUGGAUUAUCACGAAAUUGGACGAUCGAUCUCUAGUCUUAUGUCAAACAAGCAUUUUCACGAGGUUGCCUGCAUAGCUGAGGAAAGGAAUGACUUCCUAUUUGCCAUCAAUUACUUUUUGACUAACAGUAUUGUUUUGCCACCUGGGGACUGGAAACGCAAUUCUCUCCUUUCAUUUGAGGAAAUUAAAAGAAAGAAUCAAGAGCUGAGACGACGAAAGAAUAAUAUAGAAAACAACGAUGAGGAAGGAAAACAUCAAACAACUUAUGAUCCCUUUAAACAUCACGGCAAAUGUUUUCAAGGUUUAAUUAAUGACAUUAAGCAUCGUUAUCCAUAUUUCGUCAGCGACUUUCUCGAUGGUCUGAACGUCCAGUGUUUAGCAACACUUUUUUUCAUCUACUUUGCUGCCCUCUCUGGAGCUAUUACAUUCGGAGGUCUGAUGGAUUAUAAAACCAACAACGUCAUUGGUGUUUCGGAAACUCUUGUCGUCUCUGCGGGUACUGGGGUUUUAUUUUCCUUGGUAGCAGGACAACCUUUAAUAAUUAUAGGAACAACUGGCCCACUUUUAUUAUUUGAUGAAAUAUUAUAUAAAUUUUGUUUAACUAAUGAGAUGGAGUUCCUACCAUUUCGUGUUUGGAUCAGCCUGUGGGUUGCAUUUAUCGCAACGGUUGUAGUGGCGUUCGAAGGAAGUGCGUUUGUUUCUUUCUUUGGUCGUUUUACACAAGAAAUCUACGCUGCUCUCAUUUCCCUGAUUUAUAUUUAUGAGUGUUUCUUCAAAAUCUAUUGGGUGUUCUCUACGAAUCCAUUGUUGGCCAACUACUGUACACUGACUACUACGAGUCCACUUGAAGACCCCUUAGUCAGCAACUGUGUUAACUCUUCGUGUGCACAGAAUUCUUCUGAUCUUCAUUCUCUAAAUAACGCAAAUUUGACGUCACUCUCUUUCGAAGAUUAUUCGGAUUCAGCGGAACCUCUUCGAAUCCAUCCAAAUACGGCUCUUUUUUCCUUGAUUUUAAUGCUGGGAACAUUUUUCAUCGCAUAUUUCUUGAGACACUUCCGUAACAGCAGAUUUCUGGGAAGAAAAGUACGAAGAGCCAUUGGCGACUUUGGCGUAACAAUAGCUAUUCUACUUAUGGUGCUAUUAGACUACUUUGUGAAGAACGUGUAUACUCAGAAACUAAGUGUCACGGAAGAAUUGCAUCAUAGUUAUACACUCGAAAAAAGCUGGAUCAUCUCACCUUUAGGGUUGGUUAAGCCUAUUUCUGUGCGGCAGAUAUUCUCUGCGUUCAUUGCUGCUUUGCUUAUUUUUAUUCUGCUCUUCCUGGAAAUUCAGAUUACCGAGCUGAUCAUCAACAAGAAAGAGAGGAAAUUGAAGAAAGGAUCAGGAUUUCAUUUGGACCUAAUGUUAAUCAGUUACAUGCAGAUAGGGUGUGCGCUCAUUGGAGGACCUUGGGUUUGUGCAGCAACUAUUCGAUCUCUGUCUCAUGUCAUCAGCUUGACAGUGCUGAGUAAGACGCACGCUCCUGGAGAGGUUCCUUAUGUCGUUGAGGUGAAGGAACAGCGUCUAACAAACCUCAUGGUGUCUGUUCUAAUAGGUUUAUCUAUUCUGAUAGCUCCAUUAUUGAGAAGAAUUCCAGUGGCUAUUUUGUUCGGAGUCUUCUUGUAUAUGGGGGUCUCAUCAGUAAGUGGAAUUCAGCUGUUCGAAAGGAUUCAGCUGUUGUUUAUGCCUGCUAGACACCAUCCUGAUGUUCCUUAUGUACGCCAUGUUCAGACCCGAAAGAUGCACAUGUUUACCAUUAUCCAGAUAAUCUGUCUGGUUGUCCUUUGGAUUGUGAAGUCUACCGAGGCAGAAAUGGCUUUCCCAUUUGUUCUGCUCAUGAUGGUACCUGUGCGAUUGCAGCUUAAGAAAUGUUUUACACAAAAGGAACUACAGGCGUUGGAUGGAGAUGAAACGAAACAAGCAAACCAAGAAGAAGAACCUGACAUCUACCAACAGAUUGUGCCUUGACAGAGUAGAAACAUCACUACUAUCAAUAUGUAGAAGUUAUUUUUUUAUGUUCAGUUAGUUCAAUGAUUUUUGUACAGUCAAAACUUAUACUCAUUGCUCUAAAUGAUACACUUAGAUCCAACAAAAGUUAUAUUCUUACUUUGAGAAACAAGCCGUUUGAAAUAUCUGGAAAAUAAAAACAUUUAUAGUUAUUAAUAUGAUUCAGAGGAAGACAGUGUGGCCAGAAUGUUUCCCAAUAUUAUUUCAAACUGUCAUUUUAUAAACAUUCGUUUACGCUUACUCGAACGACAAUUAAAGCCAAUGCUUUUCUUCUGGCGGAUAGCGCCGGAACGGCUUACCGGUACCAUUUAAUGAAUGGGCAGCAAAAACAAAUAAGACAUUACCUAAAAAUCGCAUCUUCUUAUAAAAUCGAAUGAUUAUAGUUAUGUAAUUUAUGAGUAAAUAUAGUACCCACAUCGUUAAAUACGUUACCGUAUUUUGUAUUGGGAUGGUGAUGGGGUGGGAUGGAAUAACAACUCCAAAAGGUUGUAGAAAAUAUAGAAGAGUUCCGGAACAACAACAAAAAAAAAGCACUGAUUAAAGUUAUUAACUAUAUUGUUGCGAUAGUAAAUCUUAUGCUAUUAAUGUAGUGUAUUUUCCAAUAUUGUUAACUUCAGCUUUAUAUAAAGACUGUAAUGUGAUUGAAUUCUAGAAAGUAAUAUAUAUGUAUAUUUACAAAUAUUUCGUAGCCAACUGUAAGUCUUUUUAUCUCAACGCCGUUUAGCAAAUAUACAACUACAAUACUCAAGACCAUGGUAAUUUUUUAAGCUUGUACUUUAGCAUCCGAAAGUUAAUUAAUAUCUUAUUUUGUACUUGUAUUUAAGGCAAAGCUACUAAGGCCAUGUUAGAGUGUAGGUUUGAACUUCUGCCCAGAGGAAAAGUAACCAAUCAGUAGCACCGUAUCGCCCACUGUCGACGUUAAGGGAUUGAAUGUAACUCUUAUAAUACAUACACAAAUUAAAGUUGGAGAAUAUUUUGUAAUAUCGCAAGGAUCCGAACUCAGCUUGCAAACUCCUAAAUCCAGAGCUCUACCACAGGGCCAACUGGUGCUCAUUUUUAAAAUUUUCUAUUGUUGUUACUUUGUUUCUCUUGAAGUUAACACAAAGCUACACAAUGGGCUAUAAGUGCUCUGCCUACCACGAGCAUCGAAACCCGGUUUAUAGCGUUGUAAGUCCACAAACAUGACGCUGUGGGGCUUUAUUGUUACACAAGCGAGGACUGUUUGUGCUUUGCUUAAACAUCAUGGACCUUGAAGACAUCUUUUUUUUACUGAAAGACUAAUCAUUUUAUCAAGGGAGAAAAUAUCGUAAUACAAAAUAGCUUUUCAAAGAAAAUAAUUUGGGAGCAUUAGGUUGUGUGUUUUAUUAAUUUUUAUGUUUGUUGUAAGUUUAGUUUGUCAUGUACUAUACUUUAUUUUAAUGUAUUUUAAAGCGUGGCCCUUUCACCAGAAAGAACUCCAACUCUGAGGAUAUAAAUAUUAAACUUUACGAAAGAACCAAUUAGAACUUCUUCUAGGCUCUUGUCUGUUGAUUUGAUUUUCAAUCACGGUCGCAUAAUUUUUAUCGUUAUGUUUAGAUACUUUAAUAAACUACUUCAUCUGAAGUAUGCUGGUUUCCGCAGGAAAAUAUGUCGAGUAAAUAGUGAAUAGUCCCACUUGAACGUGACGUGUAAAAUUAGCGUGCGAAAAUAAGAUAAAAUAUUUAGAGAAAACGAGAAGUUAUUGUAUUCAAGACAAGACAAACUGAUUUGUAUAUUAAACAUGGAACAUACGAAAUUUAAGAACUUUUCCAAAGCUACGCAACAGAUUAGAGAAAGAAAAGGGUGAAAAAAAAAAGUGAAGGCAAUUGAGAAAGUCUGAACUGUACUAAAAUAAAAACAAAGUUUUAUAUUUUAUUGCUAAUAGAUAUAUGUAUUAGGGGUAUGUGUAUCUCAUCAUAAUAGACCAUACGAUACGUAUCUAAAUACACAAGUUUACCAACGGUUUGUUACAAAGUUUAACAGUCUUGUCUGUAAUUUAUUAUCUAUAUUACUAGCUUUGUCUUAUUUAAGU